CAAAUCCCAUUUGAUUAAAUAUAUUAUAUAACAUAAUAUAAGAAUAAGAAAAAAACAAAAAAAAAAUAGUUUAAGGGAAAAGCCACAUAAGAUCCUCAUGCAGGGCAUAUUCCACUCAUCCUCCAUGGCUUUCUUAGGAGAUAAAAACACCUUGAAGAGCUUCAAACUCAACACCAGAGCCAGCAAUUUCCCAAAGGAAUUUGAGGAGAGGUGAAGGGAAUGGUGACAGAAGCCGUGAGAGCCAAGGCAGAGAUCUGCCAUGGCGACAAGAACUGCAGAGACAAGUUCAGUUCUUGGCUGUCUGAAACCGGUUUGCCAAACAAGCUCUUGACUUUCCACGAGAUCGAGGAGUGCGGGCGCGUGAAAGAAACGGGUUUCGUCUGGAUAAAGCAGAGGAAGAAGCCGGAAGAGGAAAAGGAGCUGAGGUUCGAGAACGUUGCGGUGUGUUUGGAAGAGGAAGUGAGCGCGUUCUUGGAGCCAAACAAGAUCAAGAACCUGCGAGGGGUGAAGGCGAAGGAGUUGUGGGUGUGGAUAUCGCUCUGCGAGGUUCAGGUUAGCCGGAGCUCGAGCCGGAUCACCUUCAAGACCCAUGCCGGUUUUUCCAAAUCUUUCCCUUUAUCACUCUUCGGUGUUCAAACGAUUAAUACGCAGCAGCAAGAUGAUGACAAGCAACAACAGGUGCAGCACAAGUUCAGCAGGACCAAGAUCUACUUGUACUGACAAAAAAAAACAUUGAUCAAAGUGUAUAUAUGUGUGUGUAUUUCAUAAUAUUCUU
Messenger RNA from Tarenaya hassleriana, 775 nucleotides. RefSeq lists its product as uncharacterized. The transcript has 2 exons. The record is from RefSeq and is a predicted model, not a curated record. NCBI's taxonomy places the organism in Eukaryota, Viridiplantae, Streptophyta, Magnoliopsida, Brassicales, Cleomaceae. The coding region runs from base 220 to 720 and encodes 166 amino acids.